ACACAUUGUGCGUGGUCGCGCGUAGACAAAAACUGAAAGUAAGGCCGGCAGUAUCAGCAUCGGCAGACCUGCUCGCUGUCUCGUCCUUGUCCACCUCCUUCGGGUCAGCAGUGAACGGAACCGUCGCUAUGUCUCUGCCCACCGUGUCCCGCUUGUUAAGGAGCGCGCUGAGGACUCAGCCGGUCCCUGUGGCUAAUCUGUCGUCCAAACCUGCCAAACACAAUGUCACUGCAGGGGAGCAGGCAAUAGCUAUGACAGUCUUUUUUGUGACCAUCCUGGGUCCCUCCGGCUGGAUACUGGCUCACCUGGGGGACUACAAGAGGAACUAGUAGAAGAGGGAGAACAAAGUAUCAUCCAGGCCCAGACGAAGAUGCAGGCCAGCUGGCCAGUCAACCGACGCGCCCUCCACGUCUCUCGUUCUGCCGCGUCUUUCCUUGGCUGAUGGGUUGAGAGCUGGGUUUUCUGCUUCCAACUUGUUGGUGCACUCCUGACCUGUGAUAAUGUGCAUGUGCAAUGUGCACCAGUCAACCUCUUACUAAUAAAUACACGUUCAGUAUAGAAAA
Messenger RNA from Xiphias gladius (swordfish), 563 nucleotides. Its product is annotated as cytochrome c oxidase subunit 8B, mitochondrial. The transcript is spliced from 2 exons. The record is from RefSeq and is a predicted model, not a curated record. Gene Ontology annotation, cellular component: mitochondrion. Bases 129 to 329 code for a protein of 66 amino acids. Gene Ontology annotation, biological process: mitochondrial electron transport, cytochrome c to oxygen. Lineage: Eukaryota; Metazoa; Chordata; Actinopteri; Istiophoriformes; Xiphiidae.